GAAGAGCAACAGCAACAAGUAAAAUAGAACCUUUCAUUCUCUGGUUUGCAAUGGACAUUAAAGCUUGUUCGCUUACGAGAGUAUUUGGUGGGGAGGGUAAUGGUGAAAGGAGUUCUCCUUAUGCGUGUGGCCAUUCAAACCACAGCAGUGCUAUUUCCUGUAAGGGCUGGCUGCUCAAGUGUGGAAGGAAUGGAGAAGGAAAAACGACAACGCAUUUUUUUCCCCCUCAUCUUGUGAAACAAUUUCACGGAAGACAGGAUUUGGGUAGAGAGCCAAGAGCUGUCUUGGGCGCUUUGGGGCAGGAGUGGGUUUUGUAACAGGUGUGGAGUUUGGAGGAGAGCUUUCUUAAAGGUCACUCCUGGCUCUUGCCUUGCAUGAAGUCACGUUGUGUCGUUACUAGAAGGUGUUCACACAGCAUGACUAGAGAAAUACAAAGCCUGUGUAGGACUGUGGCUGCUGAACACAAAUUUGGCUAUUAAAAAUACUUCUAAAAGUGUUGGUUAGCAUUUAGGUAUUGCAGAUUAAUCUUUUAAUCUGGGGGAUAACCAGCGAGGUAUUUGCCUGACCCUCUUUUAUUCACCACUGACUUGUUUGAGGAUGUUGCAUGGAGUUUGUAAACUUUGGGAUCUGAGUAAGUUGGUUAGGAGGAAAACCUCAUAGUCAAAUGUCAGAUUUGAUGUCAGCUCCAGUGUGUCACUAAGCUCUGAGGCAGGAAAUGGGACAGAUUUCUGCCCUCACAUACUGCUUACAAAGCCCUGGAAAAGUUAUCUGGGGUUUGACAAGGUGGGGUGUGGGAUUUGGGUUUUAGUAGAUGUGUUUUAAGCACAGUUCUCUUCUUGCUUUUUAGAAAUUUAAGACAGUGUUAUAUAAGAAGUCUCAAUGCUCAGAUCUUAACUCAGUAUUUGUCAGAGUAAUGCACAAUUGGUGUCAUUGAACCAGAUAUGUGCUAGUUUUAAUUUGUUCAGUGGAUAAAUUAUUAAAGUAGGGCAGUGGUAUUUGACCUCAGCCUCUCAGUUAUGAUAGCAGGAGUCCUGAUCAUUUGGUAGUACCAGGAUAGUUUUUUGAAUUAUUAGUUCAGUUGCUCAUUAAGAAUUUAUUUUUGUUUUUUCCCCCACCCCCCACAACUGUGUUUUGGCUAGUGUUACAUACCUGAAGUAUUUAGCAAAAUAAUAAGUUUAAAGACACCUGAUCUGUGUUUCAGAUUACUGUUCCCUGGAACAUCAACAUUUGACUCUCUACCCUGAAGUUUUGUAUCACAUCAGUUAUUCUGAAGAUGGAGGGAACAUCACAGCAUUCUAACCUGACAGGUGUCCUUAGAGCACAGUUCAUGUGUCUGGGCCUCAGGGAUCACUCCUGGAGUUAAUUGCAGUUUUAGGAACAGAAAUCAAGUCCCAUAAGCUUGAUUUAUAGUAUGUUGAAAGCAUUUUUCUUUCUCCUCCUAUUUUUCCCUUACCAAUUGUCCAUGACACUUAGCUCAGAGGGAACAUGUGUUUUGUUGUAAGAGGCACCAGAGAAAGGUGUUGUGCAAAUGAGCACAAAUCUGCUGCAAGAGGCUGCAGAGCUUGUCUGCCUGGACACCUGCCACAGCAGGUUAGCUCCCUCAGAAAUCUGAUAAUCCUCCUUUAUCCUGCUAAUCUGAACAGCAGCACCUUGCCAUGGUGUAGGGCUGGGGGAUGAAGUGCCUGUGUCUGCUUGGUUGCUGGAAUUCAGCCUGGUGGGUUUGUGGUCAGCAGUGCACGUGAAGCCUGAAGAGAAUCUGCUUUUUACACAAACACCAUUCAAGGCUGGCAGCUGAGAGCCAGCGACCUUGGCUACGAUAUGGAGAUCACCAAAUACAGCAGAACUCUCAGCUUUCCUGUCACACCCCCCUCCAGUCUGUGCUGUUCAUCAAACACUGCAACAACACUUCUUUUGAAGCUUGAUUUUGGUGGAUUUAUUUAACCUUGUACAUGACAGGAGUUGCGUUAACUUGACCCUCAUCUUGGAGGGUGCUGAAGGAGCUGUCCUUGUCGGAGCUGGAUGGAGCUCUGGGAGCAACAGAGCAGGGAAAAGUCAGGAAAAGGGUGUCUUGUCAGCUGCUCUGCCCGUGUCCUUCCUCCCUUUGGAAAUACUGCUGAGCUUAUGUGUUGAAGGUGAAGUAAAUACUAAUAAAGCUGCCGUUAAUUAAAAUUUCUUAGGGAUUCAGUGGAUUAAUUAAACGGUGUUUAAGGAUGUUAAUUGUGGCAGUGUAUUACUGCCAUCCAACAGGGCUCAGGAGAAACAAAUGCUGUUUGCCACACUGCAGGAGGAGCACAGUGGCAGCCCAGGAGGGAAGAGGGGCCCAUCCUGAGAGAGAAAAAUCAGGCUCAGACUGGAGAGAGGCAGCAGGUACAGCAGGCAGGGGAGCAGGAAUGGCUGCUUGGCACUACAGAAAGGGCAGGGUAACAUAAUAAAGAAGGAAAAGGGUUUAAGCAGAGGGAGUAGCACUGGUGUGAGAACAAAUUUAUUCAGCUGGCCCUGACAAAACGCAGCUCAGAAGGUAUUUCCUUACUGAACCUAUGUUUUGCAGCAGCCUUUAGAGCUGGUCCCUGAGACCAGAUGGAUUGAGCAGAGGAAGCUCAGCCUGCCUGAAAGGGCCAUGUGUUGCAGUGGCAGAGGAAGAGAAGGGAAGAUUCAGCUAUCCUGAGAGCCUCUGCUGAUUUUAGUUUCCUAAAGUCCAUUCUGUUCUGAUGAUUUAUCAAUUUUUUAGCUAAAUAAAAUUAAGGCAAAACAAGAUUAAAUUCCAGCAGUUCGAGUGGAGGGUGAGAAGCCACAGAAAGUGCUUCCCGCAGUGAAAUUGAAACGGGAGAAAAUCCCCUGCCACAAGACCAAGUUAAUGUCUGCAGAUGUCUCUGAAGAGUUGCUGCUGAAGAUGGUCUCUUUCCAUGUUGCUGGUUUACCAUGUAGACCCUCUAAGCAGCAGAGACUUUGAGCAAGCUGGAGGAGCUGCUGGAUGCUGAGGCUCGUGUUGCAGAGUGGCUGAGCAGCAUCCCUGAAUCACCAACACGGGCCAGGCAAGAUCUGUACCCAUCUCAUACAAAUCUUCUAUGAUUCUGUUAUGGUCUAGCUUUAAGAUGGACCAUCCCAAGGUGCUGGAAGGCUACAAGCCAAGAGUGAGCCACAAAAAAAGAAGCCCAGCUGCACUGUGCCUGGAUGAGGAGCUGGAGGAAAGCUGCCCCUCAGGAAGCUGCCAAGAUCUUUGGGCUGUCCAGGGAACUGCUGCUGGCACGGAGAGGAGGUGUUCACAGCAGCUCCUGCACAGGACACACAGGUGUCUGCUCACAGAAAGCCUGUGCUUGCCAAGCACGGGAGGGACUUGUACCCUGUGACACUGCCAUGCAAGCCAUGGAGGAUGAGCAGGACAUCUGGUCUGGCAGUGACAGGCACUGGACCAAACAAGCUCCUGCUGUUUCCAGUGAGAGCACAGGCAAAGACAAGCGAUUCUUGCCCCUCUGCUUUCCAGAGAAGCUUUGGAAAAUGCUGGAAAGUGACCAGUUUCGGUCCAUUUGGUGGAGUGAGGGUGGAAAAUGUGUGGCCAUCAACAAAGAUCUCUUUGAAGUGGAGGUGCUGGGCAGGGGAGUUUGUCAGCGGGUUUUUAACACGCAGCACAUCAGGAGUGUUAUUCGCCAGCUGAACCUCUAUGGAUUCACCAAAGUGCAGCGGGAUUUCCAAAGAUCUGCCUCUCUGCCUGAGUUCCUGUCAGAGGAAGCAGCAACUUCUGCUCACAGCCAGGAAGAUCCAUCCCUGGAGAGGCACUUCAAAGGCCACAGAGAUGCUGUCACUAGUGUGGACUUCAGUCGUGCUAAGAAACAAUUGGUAAGUGGCUCAAUGGAUUCGUGCCUGAUGAUCUGGAGUAUGAAGCCUCAGAUGAGAGCCUAUCGCUUCUUGGGCCACAAAGAUGCAGUUCUGUGUGUCCAGUUCUCACCUUCUGGCCACCUUGUGGCUUCAGGCUCCAGGGACAAAACCGUCCGUUUGUGGAUCCCUAGUGCCAAGGGAGAAUCGACUGUGUUCAAGGCUCACACAGGAACCGUGAGAAGUGUUCAUUUCUCCAGCGAUGGCCAGUCCUUAGUCACAGCUUCUGAUGACAAAACAAUCAAAGUGUGGACGGUUCACAGGCAGAAGUUUCUGUUCUCUCUGAGUCAGCACAUCAACUGGGUUCGCUGUGCCAGAUUCUCUCCUGAUGGACGAUUGAUAGUGUCAUCCAGUGAUGAUAAAACUGUCAAGCUGUGGGACAAAACCAGCAGAGAAUGCAUCCACUCCUUCUGUGAGCAUGGAGGGUUUGUGAACCACGUGGAUUUCCAUCCCAGCGGUAACUGCAUCGCCGCGGGCGGUACGGACAGCACGGUGAAGCUCUGGGAUGUCAGGAUGAACAGGCUGCUUCAACAUUACCAAGUGCACAGCUCUGUGGUCAACAGUCUUUCCUUUCAUCCCUCUGGAAACUAUCUGAUUACUGCUUCCAGUGAUUCAACUCUUAAGAUUCUGGACUUGUUGGAAGGAAGACUUCUCUAUACUCUGCAUGGUCACCAGGGACCAGCUACCUGUGUAGCAUUUUCAAGAGAUGGAGACUUCUUUGCCUCUGGAGGUUCUGAUGAACAGGUGAUGGUGUGGAAGACUAACUUUGAUGCUGAUUAUGGUGAUGCAGUGAAACCACAGAAAUAUAGCAGCAGUGUGGAAGGGACCCAUGGCACUGGGUCAGAAAUGGAUGGUGGCAUUCAUCAUAAGAAAACAAAAACUCAGGAUUCUGUUAGGACCCAUGAGCAGCAAGAGGAGGAGACCAGUAUUGCAAAUACCCUGGAGCAUAUUAUGGGACAGCUGGAUGUUCUGACUCAGACAGUUUCCAUCCUGGAGCAGAGGCUGACACUCACUGAAGACAAGCUGAAGGAAUGUCUUGAGACUCAGCAGAAGAUCAUUCAGAACAAAACAAACUGAUUUCCUGAGAUCAGACAGGAGCUGAAGGAAUUGGGAGGUUUGAGGUUGUUUGUGUUCCUAACAGACUGUGUGUGACUUGCUUUAACAAUUUUGAGCACAAUCUAUUUUUCAAUUGGAAUGUAUAGUUACUGUAUCUGUAAAUAGCUUUGUAACUUCACUAAAAUAAAAGCAAUAUUUUAUUCGUAAGUGUGGGUAAC
Passer montanus (Eurasian tree sparrow) is the source of this 5144-nucleotide messenger RNA. RefSeq names its product POC1 centriolar protein A (gene POC1A). Gene Ontology annotation, cellular component: ciliary basal body; centriole. Gene Ontology annotation, molecular function: sequence-specific DNA binding; DNA-binding transcription factor activity; protein binding. The transcript is spliced from 14 exons. The record is from RefSeq and is a predicted model, not a curated record. Lineage: Eukaryota; Metazoa; Chordata; Aves; Passeriformes; Passeridae. The coding region runs from base 3172 to 4947 and encodes 591 amino acids. Gene Ontology annotation, biological process: cilium assembly; regulation of DNA-templated transcription.